Aphis gossypii (cotton aphid) is the source of this 1075-nucleotide messenger RNA. RefSeq lists its product as uncharacterized. The annotation marks the transcript as partial. The record is from RefSeq and is a predicted model, not a curated record. The transcript is spliced from 8 exons. NCBI's taxonomy places the organism in Eukaryota, Metazoa, Arthropoda, Insecta, Hemiptera, Aphididae.
AUUUCAGAAGUUGAACGCACAUCUUUCAAAAGGAAACUGACAUUUGGUAUUGAUAAUUUAAAGAAAAAAGCUUAUCCCCUAGAAAAUAUUAGUCAUGCUGAUAAAUCUCCAUUGUUAAAAAGAAAUAGUAUUGAUGAAAAUAACAUCACACAGACAUCAUUAUUCUCACCUGUUAUGAUUAAUUCAGGUAUUGGCUAUGCUGAAAAAUCUCCGUUGUUUAAAAGAAACAAUUUAUAUGAAAGUAACCACAUGCAGACAUCAUUAUUCUUAUCACCUGCUAUAAUUAAUUCAGAUAAUGACAAUGGUGAAGAAACAUCAUUUUUUAACAAAAAACUUACAUUUAGAUCUGAUAAUUCUAAAGAAAGAAGAAAUCAACUGGAAAAUAAUAAAUACUUAAGUUCUCGCAAUAGUCCUGAUUUUUCUAACAAUGUAGUAACUUGUGAUUUAGAAAAAUCAACUGGAAGAAAAUCAUUUUCAUUAUGUGAAGAUCAUGAUGCGAUCAAUGAUAAAGAGUUCAAAAAACAAAUUAUAAGACAUGUUAUGUAUUUCAAAGUAGAGCUGAAACAUAUUAUGAAUACUAUGACCAAUAAUCACUAUGAAUUGUUAGAAAGAGUACAAUCAAUUGAAAAGUUUCUAGAGGAUAAACCAACUAAAUUUUAUGAUCAAACAAAUUUAGACAUAAACUGUAUGUCCGAUUGCUCUAUGCCAAUUAAUAAUAUAAUGGAAUUAAACACUUUAGAGGACAAAACAUUGGGCGAUCAAGAUUUCAAAAAAGCUUUGAUAAAUGAAUUAUCACACGUUGGAGGGAAAAAUGUAAAAACAGCUGUAAAGAGAAUCAUGUCAAAAUUAUUUACAAAUUGUUUUCUUGCGGAAUAUUCAUUUACUGGCAAAAAAGGGAAAAAGAAAUUUUCCGAUUUGUUUAUAUUUCCAAUUAUUUUAAAAGCAAUAAAAAAACAAGUAAAAUUCAAAAGUGCCAGUGAUCAUGAAAUUGAAGAACCAUUAAAAAUAUAUUUGGCUCAAGCACCCUUUGCGGAAAAACGUUCUAAAAUUAAUAAAAUAUAAUUAAUAAUCUAUG